AGGAUCAUUGUCGAUUUGGGACGAAGCUAAAAGAGUAGAUCUGUAUAGAAAAGCGAUUUGGCAUUCUGAGAUUGCAGUGACAGACGCUCAUUUACAAUGCCUCGAAAAAUAUCUCCCGGAUGGAGACGAUACCUAACAGUGGAACCAGUCAUUUUGCUUUACACGUUCGGACUGAUGACUAGCAUGCCGAUCUGGGAUCAAUAUGUUUACAGCACCCUCAGCGAGAAAAGGGGCUUCCCUUACGAUGAACUUGUGGUGGAAAAAGAAGGGCUUGGCUGCAAUUUCACUGAGCUCAAUUCUACGUUGAAGGAUCUUGAACAACAGGUCCAAAGUCUGGCCACAAAAAUCGACUUGGGAAAUACGUUCUUUAUGGCCAUACCUUCGCUGAUCGUGGCACCAUUUUGGGGGCCUUGGACAGACAAGAGUGGCCGACGAAAACCUGCUCUCAUGGCGCCUGCCAUUGGAACUUUAUUACAGACCAUAUUGGUGCUCAUGAUCAUGUACUUUGAGUGGCCUUUGUAUGUGCUGUUUGUGGGCUCAGCGAUCAGCGGCUUCUCAGGAUUCUUGACAACCCUCAUGUUAGCCUCCAUGUCGUAUAUUGCUGAUACCACUGAGAAGACGGGAGUGGCCUUUAGAAUAGCAAUCAUACAGAUGCUUGUCUUCAUGGGUGGUGUCUUGAGUCAGUUGACCAGCGGUCUAUGGAUCCACACAUUCGGCUUCAUCGCCCCAACAUGGCUGAUUUUGGCAUGUCAUGUCGCUUCCGCACUCUGGGUCAUUUUCCUGGUCCCAGAAAACCCCGUGCGAGCCAUCAACGUGAAAAAUAAGUUCUUCGAUUGCAGGAGCUUAAAGACACUUGUUGACGUCUUCAGAAAGAAGCGAGAAGGUGGAAGGAAAAGUUUACUACUUUUAGUCUUCACUGGAGCAAUCAUCACCCUAACAACUCAGGGGCUCGGAGGUGUAACCGCUCUUUUUGUCAUGAGGAGCCCCCUCUGUUUUAGUCCCAAGCUCGUUGGGUACUUUUUGGCGUACAGAAUGUUCAUCGCAGGACUGGGAGGUGCCAUUGGUGUCAAGUUGCUGAGAAAGUUCUUCAGUGAGAUGGUGACCAGUGGGAUUUCGAUGGUUUGUCAAAUGGGUGAAAUGGUGCUGCUGGCAUUUGCAACUCUCUCUUGGCUGGUGUUCCUAGCGCCAAUGCUAGGCUUUUUCAAAACAACCGUCACCCCAGUCUUUGCUGGCAUUAUGUCAAGAAUAGUAGGAGCUGAUGAGCAGGGUUCUUUGUUUUGUGCAUAUGGCAUUUUUAGCGUCAUCUCACAAUUUCUUGGCGCGAUGCUGUUUAACAACGUGUAUCUGAGAACUCUCGGACAUACAUUCAACGGUUUUGUAUUCCUUUUGUGUGCCGCUGUCAAGAUUAUUCCCCUGUGUCUUCUCUGGUGCAUAGACGUUCCUCCUGUCGUUGAUCGUUUCGAUGAAAAGGGAGGAGCACUGGAGGAUAAGAAAGAAGAUGCUAACAAAAAAGAGGAAGAAGUAAGAGGAGAAAACAACAGAGAAGAAGUCAAAAACGGAGAGGACAAACCCACAGUUUGCCCAGAACAUAUCGAGCUUGUGAAGACAACUGAACAAUCGAGAUCUCAAAAUGCUUAGCUAUCUGGAGGUUUUCCCGAAAUUGUUUCUUCCAACCAUCCAAGAACACGGAUUUAGAAUUCCGUUUUGCUUUGAAGUUUGGAAGAUAGAAGAAUAAAACUUCGGAGAUCAGCUUAUAUGCAAAGGCAGGUCUCUUACCUCAGGCAAGCAAUCAUGUAAAAAUGUAUAUGAACUGACGUGAUAUUCAGGGCUACUAACUUAAGGUUAUCAGUUUGUAUAUUGUGGAUCGUCCGUUUAAGGUUAAUUCUCAAAAUGUUGGUUGUUGCGGUCUAACGUACCGAAAGUCAACUACUCAGUGGUUUUCAAACUCCUGUAAAGUUUGUCAACAGUGAUUUGCAGUUCUAGUACGUUUCAAUCAGGCUCAACAGUAACAGCAGCAGCAACAACAACAACAACAACAAUAAAAACGACGACGACGACUACAACAACAACAAUCUUUUGUUGUACUCCUUCCUACAAAAGCGUACAUUUUUUUAGAUAGGAUUGUUAACAACAGCAGCAGCAGCAACAACAACAACAACAAGAACAACAACAAGAACAACAAUCUUUAGUUGUACUCAUUCUUACAAAAACGGACAUUUUAUGGAGGAAACGGAGGAACUCAGGGGAGCUAAUUCCAUGAGCCUCUUCAAAUGAGUGCGAGAUUGUACAUGUAAACUUUCUUUAAUCGGUGAAUUUGUAAACCAGUGUGAUAAAUUUUUCAUGAUAUUAAAAUUUUAUUGUUGCUGUCAGUUGUGGUUUAAGAAGCCUUAAGGUUAUAGACCGAAACAAAAGCAAAAAUUGCGUGCUCGAUAAUAAGCCUUGUCAAAUUACUUGAGUUAUUACAUUUUGAAAGUCAUCAAAGUUCUGG
Messenger RNA from Orbicella faveolata, 2488 nucleotides. Its product is annotated as proton-coupled folate transporter-like. The record is from RefSeq and is a predicted model, not a curated record. Gene Ontology annotation, biological process: transmembrane transport. NCBI's taxonomy places the organism in Eukaryota, Metazoa, Cnidaria, Anthozoa, Scleractinia, Merulinidae. Gene Ontology annotation, molecular function: transmembrane transporter activity. Gene Ontology annotation, cellular component: membrane.